Messenger RNA from Podospora pseudocomata, 1759 nucleotides. It is a transcript of the gene RIB3, whose product is annotated as 3,4-dihydroxy 2-butanone 4-phosphate synthase. Gene Ontology annotation, cellular component: cytosol. Gene Ontology annotation, molecular function: 3,4-dihydroxy-2-butanone-4-phosphate synthase activity. Gene Ontology annotation, biological process: riboflavin biosynthetic process. The transcript has 2 exons. NCBI's taxonomy places the organism in Eukaryota, Fungi, Ascomycota, Sordariomycetes, Sordariales, Podosporaceae. Bases 622 to 1344 code for a protein of 240 amino acids. The record is from RefSeq and is a predicted model, not a curated record.
GGGACCUGGAUAGUUGGUAAUUGGUGACAUAUUCAUUCUCUCACUAUCCCUCCCCUUAAAUUGUAGAUUUGUAAAAGGCAUAGCAAAUAGUGAUCACGUCAAACAGACCAACUCUUCGGCAUCGCCAGAGUGGUGAAAGUAACCCCACAAUCGGGAUACCCUGCUGCCCGCUGCCGAAUAAAGACGUCCUCGUGUGACUUGUACCGAGCGACUGGGUUCACCGUCAUAAAUUGGCAGGUGAUCACCGAGCUGUAUAUACAUAUAUACCACGGUCUCGUCCCAAUCCAGACUCUUCCUAAGGAAGCCGAGUAAUGAAAGUCGCCGCCGCUAUACAAUAGGACCCUUGGUGCAUUCGCCCCGAAGUCGCUCUCCCACUUUAUAAUUUUUCGGGGACCCCUCACAAGUCGCAAUUGAGCCGACUGAACCCCCACUACAACCGAACGACCUACCGAGCGCCAGCCAGACAGCUAACUCGGUCCCAGCACCACCAUCAUUGCGCGCGCGCAUCCUGCUUGACCGUUGUCGCCGCAAACCAAACAAAAUAAUCUGGACGUUUAUACUCUUUUAACUCUUGUGCCGUAGCGACUUCCAGUUGGGAGCGCACAUAACAAAGCCUCAACAAUGCCCUCCACCACCACCGCAGUCGACAACAUCGACUCCUCACAGUUCGACUCCAUCCCCGACACAAUCGAGGCCUUCCGCAACGGCGAAUUCGUCGUCAUCCUCGACGACCCCUCCCGCGAAAACGAAGCCGACCUCAUCAUCGCCGCCGAGUCAAUCACGACCCAACAAAUGGCCUUCAUGAUCCGGCACUCCAGCGGGCUCAUCUGCGCCCCCAUCCUCCCCGACCGCUGCUCGUCCCUCGACCUCCCCCAGAUGGUCACCCACAACCAGGACCUCCGCACGACCGCCUACACCAUCUCGGUCGACUCGGCCGACCCGUCUGUCACGACAGGCAUCUCGGCCCACGACCGCGCGCUGGUGUGCAGGCAGCUUGCUGAUCCUGCCUCCACCCCCGAGACGUUCAGGAGGCCGGGACAUGUUUUUCCGCUUAGGGCGAGGGAGGGAGGUGUGAGGGAUCGACGGGGGCAUACCGAGGCUGCUAUCGACUUGUGUAGGUUGGCGGGGAAGAAGCCUGCGGGAGUAAUUAGCGAGUUGGUGGAGGAUGGGAUCGAGGUUGAGGGACGGGCGGUGAGGGAGCAGCCGGGGAUGAUGAGGGGGCAGGCGUGCGUGGAUUUUGCGAGGAGGUGGGGGUUGAGGGUGGCGACGAUUGCGGAUAUGGUUGAGUAUCUUGAGAAGACGGAGGGGAAGUUGGUGAAGGGGGGGGUGAAUGGGACGCAAUAAGUUUGCGGGGGGACAAGAGUGUUGUACAAAGUUGGAGAGACGACUCCCCCAGGGUGUGGUAUAUUGCUACGCUUGUGUUUCCAAUAUGGCUUUUGUCUCACCUUUCUCUCUUACUUUUGCUUCACUGCAAGGUUGGAUAGUCCCUCUGGCUUCUUGGCAUAGAGCACACAUCACCACGAGGAGGCUGCUUUCUGUUGUCUUUGAAAUCAUGUAAAUGCAAAUUCUGUGGUAUUUUAAGGUCUGGGGCGCAUUGCGGGCAUGUGGAGAGGUUAGGUGCUUUGCGGUAGAUAAAAAAAAGAAGAGAAAGUGUUUUCCUUUUCGUGUGUUUCAGCAGGCGUGUGUGUGAAGUCGUUGGCGGAAUCUUAAAAGUGGCAUGGUCGGCGAUUUGACUAGAUCUUCAUCAGUCACUGCAAGC